AUGGAGUUCUGGGGUGUGGAAGUGAAGCCGGGACAGUCUCUUUCUUGUGACGCUGGUAACGAGUUUAUUAUUCAUCUCUCACAGGCUGCCCUUGGUGAAACAGAGAAAGAAAGCGGCAAUACAGUUGUAUCUGCUAAAGUCGGUGGUAACAAGGUGGUCAUUGGAACUCUUUCUGCUGAAAAUCGACCUCAGAUUCAAUUUGAUUUGGUUUUUGAGAAAGAAUUUGAGUUAUCACACAGUUCGGAGACUGCCAGUGUUUUUGUGUGCGGUUACAAGCUUGCCAUCCUUUGUGUCCUUGACCUGCUAGUUGCUUUCUUCACAUCUGAUUCUAGCAAAGAUAAAGGUGAAGUGAAUGCUGUAAACAAUCAAGUGAUCAAUCCUACUGCUGAUGAGGAUGAUAGUGAUUCUUCUGAUAGUGAUUCUUCUUCUUUAGAUGACUUAUCUUCUUCAGAUGAUGACUUGACUGAAGAUGAGUCCAGCACCGAAGGUGAUUCGAGUGAAGAGGAUGAUACCAGUACCGAAGAGGAUGACAGCAGUAGUGAAGAGAUUUAUACCAGCAGCGAAGAGAUUGCUACCAGUAGCGAAGAGGAUUCAAGUGAUGAGGAAAGCAAAAGCACUCCUGUUAAGCCUGAGGAUGGCAAGAAGAGGGUAGCUGAAACUGCCUUGAAGACACCUGCUUCUGACAAAAAGGCAAAGGUUGCAACACCAUCUUGCCAGACAACAGGUGAUGACAAGAAUGUUCCUCAUGUGGCCACUCCAACAAAGGAGGCCGGCAAGGCGUCUGGGAACAGCAACGGCAAACCAAAGGCAAAGUCCCCCAAAUCUGUCGGCACUCAUGCCUGCAAGUCGUGCCGCAGGACAUUUGGAAGUGAUUUCGCGCUCCAGUCCCAUGAGAAGGCAAAGCACACCUGA
Molecule: messenger RNA, 912 nt
Organism: Lolium rigidum
Lineage: Eukaryota; Viridiplantae; Streptophyta; Magnoliopsida; Poales; Poaceae
Product: histone deacetylase HDT2-like
Exons: 9
Coding region: 1-912 (303 amino acids)
Source: RefSeq, a predicted model, not a curated record